Molecule: messenger RNA, 2051 nt
Organism: Thrips palmi
Lineage: Eukaryota; Metazoa; Arthropoda; Insecta; Thysanoptera; Thripidae
Product: putative leucine-rich repeat-containing protein DDB_G0290503
Exons: 11
Coding region: 319-1992 (557 amino acids)
Source: RefSeq, a predicted model, not a curated record
CGCGCGGAACUGCGGGGUACUUCCCCCUACACUAUGAAAAGUUCAGAAGAACAAAGUCUUUAAAACCUUGAACUGCAUGCGCAGUUUCUCAUAGCCCAGCUCCCAUCAACUUCAGCGCACAAGUGGCCCCCUGUGGCUUGACUGAGUGUAAACUCUAAUUUCUAUGUUUAGAGUGGUCCUUCGCACCCGCUAGAAUUUUCUAGGAUACAUGGUUUGCAUAUCCAUCGAAGGAGUCUACAGUCGCGGAGGCUGAGUGUCACGAAAAUGGGUUUGAAACAGCCGUGAGUUUUGACAGCCACUGUCGUCUGCAACAACAACAUGAAUUCUAACGAUGAAACGUGUGAAGAUGAGUGGAAUGAACUUCACAGCCGCUUCUCCAAGGAAGGGCUGGACUACUCCUCCCUGUCCAUGGAGCAAAGAAUAUUACAUGUGUGGCGGUGGUUGGUGGACGCAGAAAGUAACUUACUCAGUUCAAGGCGAAUGCUCGACAAGCUACGAGAACAACAACAUGAAGAACUCGAGGAAAUGGAGUCUUACAUUGGACACAUCCGAGAGCUCGCUGAGAAGAGGACAGACCAUCUUGAAUCAGAAACUAUUUCUUUGCGAAACAAGUUGCACUUAACCCAACAACAAACAGCCACGUUAAACAAUCUCUUGCAGAGGAGUGGACUGGAAGGUCUCGAUGGUUUAGGAGAGGAAAGCAUUGGCGAGCAGGUUGCUUUCUUGGUGGCCGAUCAUCUCAAAUUAAUGGAAGAAGUUGAUGUCCUUAAAAAGAUAAAAUUUUCAAAUGGUGUUGGGAAGGAGUGUGAACUACUAUCUGAAAUGGUGAAGGUGACAUCAGAAAAAGAAGUCCUACGUCGGGAAGUUGGAGAUGCCACGGAGCGUUUGUCUCUUCUUGAAAAAGCGUCUAGACAGCUUCAGCUUGACAACGAACGGUUGGCAUUCAAGCUUUCUGAGGCUCUUGCUGAAUUGGAAGAGAGAGAAGCACAAUUGAAACAGCUAGGUGGGAGUGACCAUGGUGGAGAAGGCUUGAUGUGGAUAUCACCGCAGAGGUCCCAGCAAUGUGGCCGAAGUCAAUCCAUGUACACUGGGCUUUGUCAGAGAGAGCCCUCCAUGAGCAGUUUGCGUACUAUGACAAAUGAGGUUUCCGAAGACCGCGAAAGUUUGCCACGCAACCCUUCAGAAGCAAGCCUUCUUGACCAUGACCAAGAGCCCACUCCAAGACUAUCAAGAGCUGAUACUCGAAGUUUUGGAGCGGACUCAACUCCCCCAAGUUUGCUGCUUAGUGAACCCAAUACAAGCUGUGGUUCCCUCCGAAGAAUAUCAAGCUUGGUUGACACUCAACCUGUGGGCAACACAUCAGGCCCUUCGGCGGACUUGUGCCGCCUAGAUGAAGUAAAAUAUCUGCAGGUUGAGUAUAAUGCUUUGAAGGAACAGCAUGUUGCUUUAACUGAAAAAUACAACACUUUGGUAUUCAGACAUAUUCGAAACAAGACUAAGAGAAAGUCGCAGUUAGAAGAGCUCAGGAGACGCAUGGAUACAGCUGCAAGCUCAUCCAAUUGCCGCAUUGAGUCCCUGGAAUCACAGCUGGCUCUCCAAAAGAAAGCUCUUCUGGGGGAAGAAGUGUUCCGCAAGAGAGUUGAAUCAGAUUACCGACGGUUGCAGGAGGAAAAGCGCUCUCUGGUCAUCAGUGUCUUAAAUGCCGAGAGCUCUCUCAGAGCCAAGGAGAGAGAAAUUUUGACGCUGAAGAAAAAGGAAGAGUUCCUGGAAGGAACAACUGCAGAUCUGUUGGCAAGAGUACUUACCCUGAAGUACACAAAAAGUCCAUCAGAUAGGCCAGCUGCCAAACCUUCCUUUAUCCAAUCAUCUAAAACUGUCCCAAAUAUAUCAACGGUAGCAAAAAGCAGUGAGUCCCCUUCUGAGAGGAAAAGUCCCUUAGUCAUUGCAAAGCGGCAUAGUGUAACCAGUGUAACUGAUCUGGGGACUGUGUAAGUUCUCUUAAUUUACUUUAUCAAGAUAUUUUAUUUUCAAUAUAUUUUCCUGUGCCAGUG